CUAUAAUCAGCUGUUGUUACGCUCGCCGGCCGGCUCUGUAUCGCAGUCAGUAUUCAGCUGUUUUGCUUUGCUACAGUAUCCCUGAGCAUAGCCCUCUCGAUCAAUUAUUAUGAUUAUGAGUUUUCGUUACCGUAAUAAGUAUCCAGGAAAAAUUGUUCAAUUGAUCGUCAAUAGUUCGAUACAGUGCUUCACCUACACCCAGCAAUCUGUGCAAAAACUUAUGGUCCGUAGGUUGUACUUCACGGAUGACGUUGUUCUGUGAAAUCUAACAGAGAGACUUUUAACUCGGGAAUUUUUUUUAGUUCUUUCUCGUUUCGAGUACGCGAAAUUUUUUUCGGAAUGUCGACUGGAAAGAGAUUAGCCAAAAGGUCCAUAAUCGGUACACGUGUCUGUGCGCCCGGCGAGGACGGGAAAUACUACUCUGGGGUGAUACAGGCGGUGAAGACUCCGGCUAACUUAUCUUCCAACAAUAACUGUAUAAAUCUAACCCCGAACACACGAUACACUGUUAAGUUCGACUCCAGACAGGGCAACUUGGGACGUACCAGUUGCGAGUUUUUCGAGGGUAAUCUGAUCGGGCCCGGAUUCCAAUCUGUGCUUGGUCUGGAGCUCGUCAAAGGACAGAAAGUUUACGUUACCCACAACGGCAGGGAGAACUGCGGUGAAGUCUUGAAACACUACGUGGAGACCGACGAAGUCAUCAUCAGAAUCCAUCCCACAGGCAACGAGUCGCCUUAUGAAGUCCAGAAGAAGCUCGAAGAAGUGAGGCUGCUGGAGUCAAGGAAGUCUGCCCGUUUGGCAGAUACUGACACCGAUUUCGCCCGGUUGGCAGAUAUGGCUGGUGACAGGAAGAGGCCCGCAUCGCAGUCCAUAGAUGUGCCUCAAUCAAACUACCAUCAAGGAUCGCGAAAACGUAGGACUAGUAGCAACUACGACGACAGUUCGAAGGAUUCGACGAUGGACGAGUGCAGUGCGGCCUUGGUCCUGAUGAGCCUCUCGUGUUCACCACAUUCGCCGAACUUCAGCGGACUCCAAUGGCUGAGUUCGUCCCCAGAAAGCUGUAGUAGCUCUGCCUCCUACAGAUCUACCCCUUCCCCUACCAUAACUGAUACCGGCGAUGCUCGAGAGAUUCCACCCAAAUCAGAGUUGUCCUCAAGCAAUGCCUCCGACGAAGGUAUUGUAAUGGAUUUCUUCUUCGAUGAACAGCCGAGGAAGAAGAAGAACCUGACAAGGAUAGUUUACCAGUGUACUUGGCCGAGCUGCUUAAAGAGCACCAACUCGUUGGAAGCGAUAAUGGCACACAUCAGGAUAGAGCAUAUCACGGACCGAGUUGUUGUGCCAGGUGAGGAGGAUUUUUACUACACGGAGAUCGAACUCGGCCUGACAAGUCCCCCUCCCACUUUAUCCCACCGGGACAUGGCUCGUCCGCCAUAUGAAGACCCGGAGUACCAGAGGCAGCUCGUAGGAACGAUCCGCCAAAAUUUACUAUCCGGCACCGUCCCCAUGCUACCACAAUCGCCCCACAAGAUAAUGAAACUCUCGCCGAGACCGCACAGUCCUAAGACUCACCCUGUAUCGCCGCGUAGAGUGAGGGGUGAGAACAAGAAGUGUCGAAAAGUAUACGGCAUGGACCACCGUGAACAGUGGUGCACACAGUGCAAAUGGAAGAAAGCCUGUUCCAGGUUCGGAGAUUGACUCAGAAAACCGUUACGACGUGAAAUUUGUGUUCUUCGACAAAUAAACAAUAAUUAAUCGGCGAUAUAAAUAUAUACGGGAUCUCAAUAAUUUUUGAAGUACAAGAGUUGAUAUUCUUCGACUUAUAGACGCGAUUUCGUCACAUUAUAUCGGGUACUACUAAUCGACUUUUCGAAGGCUCUAGCCAGACAACUUUUUACUCCUCCAACGGUCAUCGUGAAAAUUUGGUGCUUUGCACUCCAACUGAAGUCAUUGUUGGAUAAUUUAGUGCUUUCUAGAGUUGUUUCAGCAAGCAAUAUUCCACCUCCGAGUCCUCCAACAAUUAAAAUAUGUAUUUUCUAACUGUACAAAUAUUUAUUAGUACAUUAAAAUUGUGAAUAUCAACGGUUUGGAUCUAUCAGGAGGAGAUCAUUCCAAAUGCAUAUAGGGGAAUAAUAGAGAUGACUAGAUUAUUUAUUUAUACAUAUACAGGGCUAAUAUUUAUUGACCUAACCUAUGAAAGUCCCUGUAUGGGCUCAUUUAAAGACUGUUCAUCAAAUCACGAAAUAAAAAUUUCAAGUAAAUAUCAUUUCAAAUAUAUAUUUUCAUAAGUGCAUCUUGGAUUAACUUUAUUGAACUUUUACUUCAAGCGAAAAUUAUCCUUCCUGAUGAUGUUCAUCACAUUUGUUGCUGAUUGAAAAUUUAAUUUUUCCAGUGGGAUCAUCGGUUCUUAUCGAGAAACAAAAGUAAAUAGUUAAUGGUAUAAACUCGCCGAUUACUUUCUCGUACUGCCAUCACUAUCUAUCAAGAUCAGAACAUAUUUUCUGAGAUAUCUACCUCAUUUUAUCCGAUAUACAUAUCGAUAUCGAAAUUUUAACAUCUAGUGGCAAGAAUCUAAUCAUUAUCGUUAUUGUUGGAUACUCGAAAACAAACUGACUGAAGAGAUAGUAGGACACCAACUGAUAUGAAGUUCGUGAGAAAAAUUUCAGACAUAGAAUAUGUGAAAUUGCCAAAAUUUAAAUGAAGGUAGUCAUACACAGUAUCGGCUGUAUUUCUUCCUUACUGUUGGAGACUAGGAACCCAAGAUUUGUUAUAUUUCUCUCGUCAUACGAAGAAUUUUGUAUUGAAACGAAAAAUUGCAUAAGCAGUUUCACAAUCGAAACUUUGUUGAAGAAUUGUGUGGCAUAUAUUCCCUGCUCAAUUUUUUUCUACGCAAUUAAAGUCAUUCUCGACUUUAUGAGAUACUCGAGUGUAUUCAUUUCGUUAUGACCGCUGGAGUAGGAACACCCCAAAUUUUUAUUCGUUUUUCGAGAAUCAACAUCAACAAGAUGUUCAGGAUGUUAUUAAUCUAUACCUAUAAUCGAGAGAUCAAGAUUUGGUCUGAAGUAUAUUUUGUGAGAGCGUCAAAGGACAUCUGAGUGAGAAAGACUGUGAAACGGCAACCACUUAAAAAGCAAUCAUAAAAUUAUUUACAUUAUAUUGUUAUCGAUAUCGGAGAUUAUAUUAUUAUUAUGGAUGGUGUGUUUGUUCGUUAGUUAGUUUAUAUAGUUUUGUAAGUGAAAGUUAUAGAGUCUACGUAUAUGCCUUCUGGGAGAGUUUGAAAUUUGUGAAUUUUCAACAUGUAUUCACCAAAUAUGUUCAAGGGGAAAAAUAAUCUUUGAACUUCCCAAAUUUCCAAAGAAUUUGGAAAAUCUAAAUUAUUCGCGAAUAAAAGUAUUAUACAUACAGAAAUCUAUUCAGUAUUCAUAUAAAACUAGGAGUUUGAAAAGCCACAGGUACCUGAAAAUUUGAACAAAAACUCAAAAACAGCUAAUUCUAGAGAUUGUCAAAGACAAAACAAAUCACAUCGAAGCUUCGAAGAACGGUCUCUAUAAUGUGCGAUGCUAAUUUGAUGUUGAAAAUUCACAUUCUGCUGAAUAUUGUAACUAGACUGGAUCUCCACAACCAAAGCGCAUAAUAAAAGCGCUACCUUACCUUUAUCUGCUAAAUAAGUGUUUGAAGAACCAAAUUCAUAGCUUCUCGAAACUCGUGCAGCAUUUACCCCAUCACCCCAUCAUAUUUUUCUCUCUUGGGUUGAAAUUAAGUAGAAAUAAAGUAUAUCUUGUAUGCAUGAACCCAGAGCUACUCAGAGAUCAAUUCUUAUUUUAGUCCUCACUCAGAGGCCAACCUGAAUUUGUUGAAGGUCAGUAUUUUGUUGGCUUGAUUGAUUUUGAAUUGAAAUAAAUAUCUAGUAGCUUGCAUAAUGUUCACGUGUACAGAUACUAUAUAAGCAUUAUUUUGGAGUAUAAGAUUACUGAGUUAUAAUAUAUAUUGAUGGAAAGGUAAAACGGAGGAAAGAAUCGUUGAUGAGACAGGUGAACAUCACAUAAUUUUGCCUCUGAACCAUGCUUUCCUUUGUCGUUUUAAUGAGUGGGAGUGAGAAUGAUCUUUUCUGCCAUAUAUUUAGUUAAGUUUGAGAAAGGGGCCUCACAAGACACUUGUCACAUUCCGGCAUCUCAAUACUGCCUGUCAGAAGAAUCGGAGCUCCGAAAGUUUUUGUUAAAUAUGUCCGCAUAAUUUUUUGUAAGGAGGUUGCUGAUUUGCAUACGUCAACGCUGUACGAUUGAUUGUUUAUAUCUCAUUUCAUUACCUCUUAGAUGUUUAUGUUAUUAUCAUACUGUUCUCGUGUUAGAUAUUUAUAUAUUUUCAGAGUAUUCAUAUACAUAUAUUUUAUUAUUAUUGUAAGAUUGAUUGAAUCAAGUUAAGGUUCAUUGUGUAAUAUGAAAAUCACAAUUUCGAGAUCUAUAUAUUUUACAUUUAAUAAAAUGAUACAUAUUCACCAAGCAUGUAUUCAAAUGAAAAUGUAUGACUGAGAUACCUUUGAGUGAUUCUUGAAUUUUUCCUUGGAACUAUGGAUGAAAUAUAUUAUAUUAUUAAUUAUAA
This is a messenger RNA of Coccinella septempunctata (seven-spotted ladybird), 4596 nucleotides long. RefSeq names its product zinc finger protein 395-like. Bases 340 to 1695 code for a protein of 451 amino acids. Gene Ontology annotation, cellular component: nucleus. Gene Ontology annotation, molecular function: DNA-binding transcription factor activity; RNA polymerase II cis-regulatory region sequence-specific DNA binding. Gene Ontology annotation, biological process: regulation of transcription by RNA polymerase II. Lineage: Eukaryota; Metazoa; Arthropoda; Insecta; Coleoptera; Coccinellidae. The record is from RefSeq and is a predicted model, not a curated record. The transcript has 6 exons.